Molecule: messenger RNA, 816 nt
Organism: Paramuricea clavata
Lineage: Eukaryota; Metazoa; Cnidaria; Anthozoa; Malacalcyonacea; Plexauridae
Source: the annotation of a GenBank genome assembly
AUGGUGCUUUGUGUGGUAUUGAUCGUUAUUUUUCGGCAAAUUUUGACCGGCAAUGCAACGAUAUGUGAGUAUUGUGGAAAGGAUUUCAAAUCGCUGGGCAGACAUCAAUGGCGUUGCAAAUCACGAACUGGUGUCGGAAACUCACCUAAUACGGAGAGAGCGUCUUCUUCAACAUCUGCGGACAAUAAUACAUGUACGGUAGGGUCGACUAAUGUCGCAGGAGAAAGUUUUAUGUGUUAUUGUGGGCGUACAUUUAAUAGUUAUCGUUCACUAAAUUUACAUCGCCGAUCAUGCUUUGUCCAGAAUAACCCGUGCUUUGCUGAACUGUUUGCUCAACAAGAUGAUAGCAUUACUAUUGCAAAUAGUAAUGAAAGCAUGACCGAAGUUCUGUUUCCGACCGAUAAGUUUAAAGUGUUAUCAGGAGUAAAACUUCCUCGAUCGGAUCUUAGUUGGAAAGCAGCUAACGAGUUUUUUCAGUCGCAAUUCAGUGUUAGACCAGAGCUGCAAGACUUGGAUUCGGAAAUUGUAUUCAUGAAUAACGUUAUCUGGUCUUACUUUAAAGAUACAUGUGGUUUGGUAAAGUCGGCUAAUAAAUUUGAACACUAUAGAAGUAUGUCAAAAUCAAAGUUAAAAAAAUGCUUAAAAGAUUUAAAAUCGAACGGAGGCAGCUUGGAGGAAAUAAAAUUUGUCAGUAAGUUAUUGCGAAAAAGAAUGCAGUCAAGCGUUAAUGACCAGCGGGAUUAUGAAAAUGAAAUGCUGGAACGGAAAAAAUAUUCCAUCUGUCUGGAAGCACGCGGCGGCGAUAUUGAUCCAUAA